Messenger RNA from Heterocephalus glaber (naked mole-rat), 3267 nucleotides. RefSeq names its product neuroepithelial cell transforming 1 (gene Net1). The record is from RefSeq and is a predicted model, not a curated record. Gene Ontology annotation, molecular function: guanyl-nucleotide exchange factor activity. NCBI's taxonomy places the organism in Eukaryota, Metazoa, Chordata, Mammalia, Rodentia, Bathyergidae. Gene Ontology annotation, biological process: positive regulation of Rho protein signal transduction; intracellular signal transduction.
AUGGAGCCAGAGCCGGCCGCACCGAAGCAGCCCCGGCCGCGGAGACGAAGCAGCCGGGCCUCUGGGCUCAGCGCCGGCUGCGCCCCGGGUCCUUCGGCUAACACGCCCAGGCCGGGACCGCCGGAGGGCAGAUAUUCCCUUCGGAGAGGUAGCUCCUUUACUUUUUUAACACCUGGCCCCCACUGGGACUUCACCUUGAAAAGAAAACGAAGAGAGAAAGAUGAUGAUGUUGUGAGCCUUAGCAGCCUUGAUCUGAAGGAACCAAGCAAUAAAAGAGUUCGACCUCUAGCUCGGGUCACAUCCUUGGCAAACUUAAUCUCUCCUGUAAGAAAUGGAGCAGUCAGACGUUUUGGUCAAACAAUACAGUCAUUUACCCUUCGUGGUGACCACAGAUCCCCAGCCUCUGCCCAAAAGUCAUCUAGCAGAUCAACAGUCCCAACACCUGCCAAAAGAAGAAGCAAUGUGCUGUGGUCAGAGAUGUUAGACAUCAGUAUGAAAGAGUCUUUAACCACCAGAGAAAUUAAACGUCAAGAGGCAAUAUAUGAAAUGUCCCAAGGUGAACAGGAUUUAAUUGAAGAUCUCAAGCUUGCAAGAAAGGCCUACCAUGACCCCAUGUUAAAGUUGUCUAUCAUGUCAGAAGAUGAACUCACACACAUAUUUGGAGAUUUGGAUGCUUACAUACCUCUGCAUGAAGAUUUGUUGGCAAGAAUAGGAGAAGCAACUAAGCCUGAUGGAACAGUGGAACAGAUUGGUCAAAUCCUUGUGAACUGGUUACCAGGCUUGAAUGCCUACAAAGACUACUGUAGUAACCAGCUGGCAGCCAAAGCUCUCCUUGACCAAAAGAAACAGGAUCCAAGAGUCCAAGACUUCCUCCAGCGAUGUCUUGAGUCUCCCUUCAGUCGAAAACUAGAUCUUUGGAGUUUCUUAGAUAUUCCUCGAAGUCGCCUAGUCAAAUACCCUUUACUAUUAAAAGAAAUUCUUAGACACACUCCAAAAGAUCACCCUGAUGUUCAGUUUCUGGAGGAAGCAGUAUUGAUAAUACAAGGAGUUCUCUCUGAUAUCAACCUGAAGAAAGGAGAAUCUGAGUGCCAGUAUUACAUUGACAAGCUGGAGUAUCUGGAUGAGAAGCAGAAGGACCCUAGAAUUGAAGCAAGUAAAGUACUGCUAUGCCAUGGGGAGCUGAAGAAUAAAAAUGGACACAAACUUUACAUUUUCCUAUUCCAAGAUAUCUUGGUUUUGACUCGGCCUGUUACACGAAAUGAGCGUCAUUCUUACCAGGUUUACCGACAGCCAAUUCCAGUCCAGGAGCUGGUGCUGGAGGACCUGCAGGAUGGGGAUGUGCGAGUUGGAGGGUCCUUUCGAGGGGCUUUUGGCAACUCAGACAAAGCUAAAAAUAUCUUUAGAGUCCGCUUCCAGGACCCCUCUCCAGGCCAGUCUCACACGCUGCAAGCCAAUGAUGUAUUCCAUAAGCAGCAGUGGUUCAACUGUAUCCGAACCGCCAUUGCCCCUUUCCAGCAAGCCACCAGUCCACCAGAGCUUCAGGAUUUGCCAGAGCUCCACGAAGAGGGUGAAGAGAACAACCCUUCUGCCAGGAACCUCCAAGCCCAGAGAAGGCCAUCAGUGGUUUCCAGUGUUAUGCAGAUAGACGGUGACAAAAAUGCAUCUGAAUUCGGUUUUGGUGUACAAGUAGCAGAAUACUCCAAGAGUGUAAAGGGACAUCGAAUGCAAUCUGGCUUCCGAAGAGCAAAGGAGAAAGCGCAGUUAAGUGGCAGACAAAAAGAGACUUUGGUGUAAAGGAAGCUCUGUGGAUUAACUGGCAGGGAGACUAUUUAUAUAUGUGUACAGUUCUGUUUUUCCUGGUAAUGAGACUAUCAUAGGGUUAUUUUGUACCAGUUGUAAUAUUUUCAUGGUUUGAGGUUCUUUUUCCUUUUUAAAUUUUAUUUUAUUUUUUAAUGGCAGCUAAAGGUAUUCAGAUUACAAUUAAAUUACAGACUUUUUUCAAAGAUAUUUUCUUGGAUUACUUAGAACAUGCAAGCCUGAUAUUUUUAAACAGAUGAAAUAUUUAUGAAAUUAAUGAGUUUUCCUGAUUCUGGACUCAUCAUGACUUUUCAGUACCAAUCAAAUGUGAUACUUACAAUAUCUGCUAAAACUCAAAAUUUUUCAAAUACUGGAAUUAUACCGGCAUUCUUUGUUAAGCCUUGGAUGCCAAAUUUAAAAUUUUUAUAUUGACACCUAAAAUUUGCAUGAAAUAUAUGUUUGAAGUACUUCGAAAUUUACAGUGAAAUAUAGCUUCCUUGGAAAACCGUAAAACUUAAUAAGCUUUCCAUUUUAUCAACUGGAAUACUUUAUAUUAUGUUAGGCUUUUAUUUUCACUGCACAUUCCUCAUUUUUCUUUCAUUUAUCCUGCCAGUUAUUUAAUUUUUUAUUGUAAAGUAGUUUUUAGUAUUUGCUUUUAUUUUUUUACUUUGGUGCCUUUUUUAAUUGGCAUGUCUCUAAAAAGUAUUUUUCUUCCUGAUUAAAAUGUGUGUGUGUAUAUGUGUAUAUAUAUAUAUAUAUAUAAAAAUAUAUAUUUGUGGGUUUUAAAAUCAUAUUAACUUUACCAAGUAAAACCAAGCCAUACUGUUUUUGAGCCAAUUAAGAAAAUUACAGUCUUUAAAGUAUAGCAUUUCAGGGUAGUGAAGACACAUGAAAUAACUCAGUAUAUUUUAGACUACUGAAAGAAAAUCACUUCAAGGAUUUUAUUGAAAGUUUUAAUGUCUGAAAAGCAAGAGGGAAGGUAAUUGACUGGUAAUAAGUAAAAGAAAAAAAGAGGAAGAAAGAAAGUGGUUUUGUCUUCAAGUAAACAACUCUGGUUGUGCCAGAGUGUGAAAGGAGAUAGGAAAAGCUUUACUUGAGGGUGUGUAGUAAGUUGUAGAAGGCUCGAGGGGAAGUGAACUUUUAUUUGCUUUGGUUUAUUGCAAAUAAUGGGUUUGAAAAGGAACAAAUGUGUUCAGAAUUGGACAGUAUUAAAUCAAUUUUGGUGGAUUUAUUCAUAAGGUGGAAAAAAGACUGGUGAACCUUUACUGCAAAAUGUUUCCUGGGGAGGGAGGACUGAAGUCCUUUGUCAUCACAGGUUUGUAUAAUGUUGAUCAAGUCAGUGUUGACUAUUAUGUGAAAUAUAUUUGCCAAUGGAAAUGAAAAUUGGAAAAGACUGUAAAUAGAUCAGUCAAAUGAUUUCUCUGUAUAAAUGAAUUAUACAAUUAAAAAAGCACACACAAUCACCCUAAA